Molossus molossus (Pallas's mastiff bat) is the source of this 1523-nucleotide messenger RNA. RefSeq names its product methyltransferase like 21C (gene METTL21C). Bases 450 to 1205 code for a protein of 251 amino acids. The record is from RefSeq and is a predicted model, not a curated record. Lineage: Eukaryota; Metazoa; Chordata; Mammalia; Chiroptera; Molossidae. Gene Ontology annotation, biological process: peptidyl-lysine methylation. Gene Ontology annotation, cellular component: cytoplasm; cytosol. The transcript has 5 exons. Gene Ontology annotation, molecular function: protein-lysine N-methyltransferase activity.
GUUGACACGAAAAAUACGUGGCCUCUGUCUCUCAGAACGUCAUAACUGAAGAGUCUUAAAUAACUCUUGGCAUCAAAAUUAAAAAAUGGACAGCUUCACCCGAAUAAUCUUCAGUCACUUGCAAGAGCGGUUUAUAUUCACCUAUGAACUCUAGCUGUAUUCAUGAGACACGCACAUGGACUAUUCCUGCUGUUCUUCAGGCCCCUCAUUCAUGGGCAUUCCAACCUCACCGCUGUAUAACCCGAGGCUCUGAGCUGCAGCUGCCAGGAUCCUUCUCCCUUCUGCGAGGACGUUGCCAGCGUGUACAGUAGCAAACUGCGAGCUUUGGUGCUGCUUUUCAGGUACCAUCAGAGGUCUCAUCAACAAAACAAAAGUUGUGGAUGAUACAUUUUAACCUUCCAGAAAUUCAGCUAACUCCUGUAGUGUAUUAUUUGCCUAGUUUUUAAGAAAUGAUCAAGAAAACAACAUAUAGUCAUCCAUUAGUUCAUCGGUUAAUGGAUACAGAAGCUCAAAAAGAGGACAGAGAAGACGAUGAUGACAAGACAGUGGUUGAAGAGAUCAUGGCAAGAUGUUUUUUUCCAGCUCUACUGACAACCACCUCCUGGGAGGGCUUUCAUUUUGUUGGUCAUGAGAUUCGAAUUACUGAAGCCAUGGAUUGUUAUGGUGCUGUCGUUUGGCCAUCGGCCCUUGUUCUAUGCUAUUUUCUGGAAACAAAUGUAAAGCAGUAUAAUAUGGUUGACAAAAAUGUGAUUGAAAUUGGAGCUGGAACAGGACUUGUCUCCAUUGUGGCAAGUUUACUUGGUGCACAUGUGACUGCCACAGAUUUACCUGAAUUACUUGGAAACCUGCAAUAUAAUAUAUCCCGAAACACUAAAAUGAAAUGUAAGCAUUUGCCUCAGGUUAAAGAACUCUCCUGGGGCAUAGCUUUAGACAAGAACUUCCCGAGGUCUUCCAACAAUUUUGAUUAUAUCCUGGCGGCUGAUGUUGUCUAUGCUCAUCCUUUCCUGGAAGAACUCCUCAUUACCUUCGACCAUCUGUGCAAAGACACUACUAUCAUCCUCUGGGUCAUGAAAUUCAGGUUAGAGAAAGAAAAUAAAUUUAUAGAUAGAUUUAAGGAGUUGUUUGACCUGGAGGAGAUUUCUAGUUUCCCUAGCCUGCAUAUUAAGUUGUAUAAAGCUCUAAGGAAAAAUCGAAGGAGUGCAUGAUAUCCUCGAAGGAGGGCUUGGAAAGCAAAGGCAGUAUCUAGUAGAUUAUGACUUUACAGAAGACCCUGGAUAAUCUGAUGUAGCACUGACAUCCCCACGGGGGAAAACACAUACACGCACACACACGCAUGUGCGCGCUACACCCCAGAUAGGGAUUUUCCAAGAUGUAGCAUGUGGGUCUGAAAGAUGGCAAAGCAUACUCUGUGGUUAUUGGUUAGGACAAUGUCUGCCUUUUAAAAUCCCUCCCUCCAUAGCACCAUUUAUUAUGGUCAUUUUAAUAAAUAGUGCAAUUAUUAUUGUUUUCAAUGUAUAACUGUA